Xyrauchen texanus (razorback sucker) is the source of this 939-nucleotide messenger RNA. RefSeq lists its product as uncharacterized. The coding region runs from base 199 to 708 and encodes 169 amino acids. The transcript is spliced from 6 exons. Lineage: Eukaryota; Metazoa; Chordata; Actinopteri; Cypriniformes; Catostomidae. The record is from RefSeq and is a predicted model, not a curated record.
AAGGGUUAGACCCACCCUUGCGAUUUGUAUGCGUGCAUUACAAAGAAUACUAGUCUGUCCAGCCCCCCUUUCAUACAUAGACGAGCUUUGUAUGAGUCUUCGUGGUCACUUCAUAGUUCAUAAAGAGUUUAAGGAUUCUCUGAAACUGCAUUAAAGUACAUCAGUUGCCUUUCCAGCACUCUUAGCUCGCUUUUGAAGAUGUCAACCCCACAAACGGAGUCCUCUGGCCUAGAUCCUCCCAAGUUACAUCACCUGUUCAAGUUUUACGAUCCUGAAGUGGUGGCGGUAAUGGCAAUUUUGCUUGGUCUGUUCCAAGUGCUCCUGACUAUACCAACUUACACCAUCAACACUGAGAUGAGAUAUUUGUUUGUCUGUCCUCUUUGUGUUGGUUUUGUGUCUGUGUUUGCUGGAUCAUUGGGUAUGGUAUCUGAAAGAAUCCCUAGCAGACAACUGUUGAAAAUAUGUCUGUAUGCUGGACUUGCUGGCUUAGGAGGAACACUGAUAGCUAUUUUUCUGUAUGGUUAUGCUGCUAUGAACGUUCCACUGUUUCCUCCUUGCAAUACAAUUCUCCUUCACUUAUGUAUAGAACAGACCUUUGAAGGUUUAUACAAAUCAAUCUAUUGGCAGCUGUUGUUUUAUGAUUUUGCAGCUCUGGCUCUUCAUUGUUUCCUGUCAUUUUCCGCUUUUAAGGGACUGAAAACACAUUGAGAGAUCACUUUUUUUAUAUGUAAACCAAUGUUGCUUUGUUUUGUUUUUUUUAGGGACAAACAUUUAAUGUGCAUGUGAACCUUUAUAUUUCCGUUUAUAUUUUUGUUCUUGUCCUUCAUUUCCUUCUUUUUUUAUUUGUUUCAUUAAGAAAUGUAAAUUUACGAUAUUAUCAUGAAGUGCGGAUAUUAAAGUGUAUGCGCAAUUCCGAUCACUAAAAAUCUGUAUAGCCUA